Bactrocera oleae (olive fruit fly) is the source of this 2347-nucleotide messenger RNA. RefSeq names its product facilitated trehalose transporter Tret1. Gene Ontology annotation, biological process: carbohydrate transport; transmembrane transport. The record is from RefSeq and is a predicted model, not a curated record. Gene Ontology annotation, cellular component: membrane. Lineage: Eukaryota; Metazoa; Arthropoda; Insecta; Diptera; Tephritidae. Gene Ontology annotation, molecular function: sugar transmembrane transporter activity.
UCCCAUAAUCUCAAAGUACGGUGCAGUGUCGUGAGAGUGUCAGCUACCUCUUCUGUUAAAUAGGUCUCUAUGAUCAUCGCAUAGCCCAUCACUGCUAAACAAGCGUUUAGGUAGUUGAGCGCGCUAAUGAUCGAGCAAUGGUGGAGGCAGCGGCUCACCGAGGCAUUUGAAUGUCGCUUUAACGCUUAGCUAUGCGACAUUUGUGCUUUAGUCGGCUAGCGUAACUGCUUCAAAUCGGACCGUCUGACUUUAAACGGAUAUUUCGUCGGUUAAACCAUUCAGUACAACACGUCGUAUCGCAGCACAUAUUUCAGUGUUGUCGGUAGUGAAAGUAUUCGAACGAACUGUAUGAUUGUUGGGCUCAUGUGCUCGUAGUAAAUGUGUCAAACUUGAACUUCAAAAUUGCUGAAAACAGCUGUUCGAUUGUAGCUUUCAGCUUACUUUAGUGGAAAACAAGUUUUCGAAUUUUUCAACUCUGAUCGCUACUGUCGUGACCGUACCACGUCUAAAGUAUGCAGCACAACAGUAUGACCCAACACAAUCCCACAAAAUCAGAAGAACUGGAAUCUCUGACAACGAAAAAUGGCAGAACAGCGCAAAUUGUUUCAGGCCUUAAUAGGCCGGCAGAAAAAGUACCGCUGGGCGAACAGAGUCGUGCAGUACGACGUCAAGAAUUAAUGGUAAUACUUGGUAAUAUUGGAUUGCUCUCUACCGGAAUGGCGCUGAGUUUGCCAACAGUCACUUUGCGACAGUUGACGGACCCCAAUGAGGCUGUUCAUCUUAGCGAGUCACAGGCCUCAUGGUUCGCUUCCAUCAACACACUUUCAUGCCCACUCGGUGGUCUACUGUCUGGCUUUUUACUGGAUAAAAUGGGUCGCAAAAACACACUCUAUGUGUUAAAUGGCAUUGCGCUUGCAUCAUGGGCUCUGAUGGCUUUAGCGGUGGAAAGUAACGCCAAUACUGUUUUUAUACAGCUGAUGAUGUCGCGAUUUUGUAUUGGUAUUGCUAUGGGAAUAGCCAGCGCUCCAGUUGGUGUCUACUCCGCCGAAAUAAGUUUACCGCGCAUACGUGGACGACUCAUUCUUGGCACAUCGGUAUCAAUUGCUUCGGGUAUUCUAGUGAUGUACAUAAUGGGAUAUUUUAUUCGGAAUGACUGGCAGUUAAUUUCAAUGAUUUGCUGUGCCUAUCAAAUAGCAGCGAUGCUUUGUGUUAUUCCAAUGCCGGAAUCGCCCAGUUGGCUAGUGUCUAAGGGACGUUUUGAGGAAGCGAAGAGAGCGCUUAAUUAUUUUCGUGGCUUGGAAAAAUCAGACGAAAUCACUCAUCCUGAAGUACUUGCCGAAUAUAACUUACUGCAGAAAUCUAUACAAUUGGGCGAAGGUGUUAAGAAACCACCAUUUUUGAAAAGCAUACGCGAACCAGAGGUCUACAAGCCACUUCUAAUUCUCAUGGGUAUGUUCGCUUUCCAACAGUUAACAGGCAUCUUUGUUGUAGUCGUUUACGCUGUACAAAUCUCACAAGAGGCUGGCGUCACUAUAGACCCAUUCAUGUCUGCUAUCAUGAUCGGUGUUGGACGAGUCGCAACCACAGUAUUGCUGGGAAUCAUUUUAGAGAAAUGGGGACGUCGUCGUUCGGGUCUUGUGUCGGCACUUGGUAUGUGCAUAUGCAUGUUCGUAUUGGCUGGCUAUAGAUGGAGUUCAUGGCUACAACUAAUACCAUAUUUGCCGAUCAUUGCAAUUAUUGCCUUCAUCAUCUUAAGCACAUUCGGGCUCUACACGUUACCAUUCUUCAUGAUAUCUGAGCUCUUCCCGCAGAAAGUACGCGGAGCAGCUUCGGGCUUGACAGUGGCGGUGGGCAUGUGCUUCGCCUUUAUCUGCAUUAAAACAUAUCCGGCGAUGAAGAAUGCAUUAGAUAAUGACUAUUGCUUUGUUAUUUACGGUAUUAUGGCAUUCAUAGCGGCGGUUUAUGUAUACGCGGUGCUGCCGGAGACACGUGGACGGACACUGCUCGCCAUUGAAGACCAGUUCCGUACUGGCGUGAAAUCGCAACGUUAUCAAGCCGCUCCAGUAGAAAUGCAGGAAGUGUCCGUCAAAUGAGCCAAUUGUGUGUAGAGAAAGAGAACUAAUUAAUUACUUGUUCUACGUUUAAUUUAAUUAGGAAGUGAAAGUGGAGUUUUAAUAAUGCUACCAAUAAGUAGAUUAACAGUUAACUCAAAAAAAUUUGCAUUUAAUAUUGGGCGCAAACAAAAAGAAAAAACUUUUCGAAAAGAAUAAAAUUAAUGUAAAACUUAAACUGUGAUAGGUUCAUUCGCUGGUAGAAGAUUUUAUUACAGUUAGUGGUUUAAAUUUUA